CUUUAUGAACAAUCAAUAAACUGGUGAGGUUAUCGCGAAAGAAACGGACUUCAAUCGAGAAAGCAACAAAAGAGUACCGAAAGCAGAAAACAGAAAGACGAAGAUAUCCGCUAGUUGUUAGAUGUCGCAGAGACCCAGGCGCAGGUGCGAGGGCACGGCCAUGGGUGCCAUCGUUCUCGAUCUACGUCCUAGCCUCGGCAUCGGUCCUUUCUCUCUCGGAAUGCCGAUAUGCGAAGCGUUUGCACAAAUAGAGCAGCAGCCUAACAUCUACGAUGUUGUCCAUGUGAAGUACUUUGACGAGGAGCCUUUAAAAUUGGACAUCGUUAUAAGUUUCCCAGAUCAUGGUUUUCAUCUUCGAUUUGAUCCGUGGUCACAGAGGCUGCGGCUUGUAGAAAUUUUUGAUGUGAAACGACUUCAAAUGCGCUAUGCUACUUCUCUGAUUGGAGGACCAUCUACUCUAGCUACUUUUGUAGCUGUCUAUGCACUUUUUGGGCCAACAUUUCCUGGUAUUUAUGACAAGGAUAGAGGUGUUUACACUCUGUUUUACCCAGGUUUGUCCUUUGCUUUCCCAAUCCCCUCUCAAUAUACAGAGUGCUGUCACGAUGGAGAAGCCGAAUUACCCUUGGAGUUUCCAGAUGGUACAACUCCAGUUACAUGCCGUGUCUCUGUAUAUGAUAGCUCUACCGACAGCAAAGUUGGUGUAGGGUCCUUGAUGGACAAGGCUUCUGCUCCUCCUUUGCCUGCAGGCAGCCUCUACAUGGAAGAAGUGCAUGUUAAGCUAGGGGAAGAAUUACGGUUUACUGUUGGUGGCCAGCAUAUCCCUUUUGGUGCAUCACCACAGGAUGUGUGGACUGAAUUAGGUCGCCCUUGUGGAAUUCAUCAAAAACAGGUAGAUCAAAUGGUCAUUCAUUCAGCUUCAGAUCCUCGGCCGCGGACAACCCUAUGUGGUGAUUAUUUCUACAAUUAUUUCACCCGUGGCUUGGACAUAUUAUUUGAUGGGCAGACACACAAAAUCAAGAAGUUUGUUUUGCAUACCAACUAUCCUGGGCAUGCAGAUUUUAACUCAUACAUGAAGUGCAAUUUUGUUAUUCACAGUUCUGAUUUUGGUGGUUCUUUUCAUCAGGAUGUAAAUACCUCUAAACGCACCAUUACACCCAGCACAAAGUGGGAGCAAGUGAAGGAGAUUCUUGGGGACUGUGGUCGAGCUGCUAUCCAAACACAAGGCUCUACGAGCAAUCCUUUCGGAUCUACUUUUGUAUAUGGUUAUCAAAAUGUUGCCUUUGAGGUGAAUCAACGACAAAAAAUUGACGCAUUAUCCAUUCCUCAACUCACUAAGAUGCAGUUGAUCGUUUCCUGCGAAAUUUGUUUUUUGCAUUUUGGGCAUUCUUCUCUUUUCUGUUUGGUUUUGAAGCUAUGGUAUCCAUAAGGAGUGCUUACAAGGAUUUUUCUGAUAUUAGCAGGUCAUGAAGAAUGGUCACAUAGCUACUGUAACCCUCUUCCAGUCGUGAUGAAAUAUUUCAUGGUUGAUCUGGUUGGACAUUGGUGUUCUGGCAGGGUGCAGUGGUGUUGUACAGUGGACUGGUGAUAAAGCAGCCAGAACUGCUUGCAAUAAUAAUCAUGAUGGAGGCAGUGAUAAUUGUACAGUUUGUCACAAUUUGUACAAAUGGUCUGUAAAUAUUAUGACAUGUAACUUACGACACCCCGUGUAACGAGGAGCGUUUGUGGACUGCAAUGGCCUCGGCCUCUCAAAUGGGAUGUUGUAUUAGUUCCAGUCUUUUAAUUUAACUUGGCAUGCCUCUAAGCUUGCAUAGGUUCAUUUUCCUUGAUAGCAUUCAGGCAUGCGCAUAUUUCCGAUGGUGGAUUUUUCUUGUUAUACUCUGCAUGCCCCUCUUGAAAUAUGUAAAAUAGGCUUCAUGGUUCCUCGAAUUUUUUAGUUUUCAUGACUUCCCGGUAGAGUAAAAUCUAAUUCCAAAGUAAUUCUGGUUGCUUGAAUGUUUGGAGGUGGUUUUGGUGUUUUUAUUGUCAUAUGAAUAUUGGGUUGUUCAUUUGGAAGGCCGUGUUAUGCAGUAU
Molecule: messenger RNA, 2070 nt
Organism: Ilex paraguariensis (yerba mate)
Lineage: Eukaryota; Viridiplantae; Streptophyta; Magnoliopsida; Aquifoliales; Aquifoliaceae
Source: the annotation of a GenBank genome assembly